Messenger RNA from Bursaphelenchus okinawaensis, 5225 nucleotides. The record is from the annotation of a GenBank genome assembly. Lineage: Eukaryota; Metazoa; Nematoda; Chromadorea; Rhabditida; Aphelenchoididae.
AUGGUAAGCUAGAGUUUUAAUGACAGCUUUUACUUUUAAUCACUGUUAAACUCUGACUUAUUUUUGGCAGUUUAGGUAAUAUUAAAGCGUCAGAAAAAGUUUUGUUGUCAAUUUACAUAGAGUUACAAUUUAGAAGUCCAACUCGAGCUCAAAUGUCAGAGAAGGUAUGUAUCAAGGUUCGGAUGGCAAGAACUACAUGUUGUACAACUUGGUGGAUAUGCAUGGUGGUGGAGACUUGAUACCAUGGAUGCGAUAUGCUAUUAAAACUGGCGACUACUCUUUAUUGGAUGGUUAUCUCGAAGGAGCGGUAAUGGUGAAGACUUAGCUUUGUAUUACACUAGGUUACUGUUAAGAUUCUGUAGCUUACUGUUGAGGAAUACUGUGGGUAAUAGUAGUCAUAUUGAAGUAGUAGUGGAGCAAAAUAUUUUUAAACUUUCAGGUACGUGACAUGAUGUACAACAAUGGUAAAGGCCGCAUCGAAUCGGUAUCAGAGUUGGUGAAAAGAAGAAAUAAAGAAAGAAAUGAAAGAUUAGGAGCAUUCUCAAGAAAAAAAGGAAAAGGAAAAAGCGGCCCAAACAUACUCGAAAACCUGGAUGCCGAAGUUAAUCAGCAGGAUCUGAAGAAGGGUAACAUACCACAAUAUACCUAAGAAUCUUAAUCUCCUUUAACUUCAGCCUUGAAACUCCUGGACGGUGGGAAGAACGGUAAAGGAGAUGCGAAGUACCGUGAGAUUGCUUGGAAGUACGAAUCUCGAGGUUCGAUGGGAGAAACUAUUGUUGGAUGUUGUCUUAUGCAAGCCAGUCUAGUCCACAAUCUACUUGCUUUAAGACUGAUGACAAUGUAUCCACCUCUUAUCAAUGAUAUUUACAUUUCCGAAGAUUACUAUGGUUUAGCACCGAUUCAUCAGGCCAUAGUCAAUGACGACUCGAAGAUGUUGUACUUCUUGAUCACUCAUGGGGCUGACAUUAAUCAGAGAUGUUAUGGAGCCUUCUUCUGUCCUCACGAUCAGGUCAGCUCGAGGACGGACUCGUUGGAGCAUGAAUAUGUUGAUGUGGAUGUGGAGACUGAUUAUCAGAAGUGAGUUGGUUUUAUUGGGUUGAUGGGUAACAGUAGGAGAUAUAUCAUAUAAUAGAUGACUUAUUUAUUAAAAAGGUAUGGGGCCGGGAAGGGUCGGGCAGGUUAGUUUAUAGUAGAAUAAGUUGAUUUAUGGUAAGGUAGGGUGGGUUAGGUAAGGUAAAGUAAGGCUAGGUAAGGUAGUUCAGGGUAGCAAAGAGUUGAGUAGAGUAGGGCAGGGCAAGACAUGAGGAACGGACCGGCUUGGCUUUGAUCCAAAUUUGAACCGGGCCUGGAAAUCAAGGCUCGUCUCGAAAAGCCCAUAAAAAAUUCGGACCGGGUCUGAGCAAAAUUUGCAUCGGGCAGGACCUAACACUCGGGCCCGGCCGGUUCUUCAUGUCUACAGGGCACGUCAAGACAUAGUAAGGUAGUAUAUCGUAGGGUAGAGUAAAGUAAAUAAGGCUUUAUGGCAAAGGUGUAUGGUUACCUAUAUCGAUAUAUACAUAUAUGCUUUGCUUUCAGUCGGAUGUACUUUGGCGAGUACCCAUUGGCCUUUGCUGCUUGUGUCAAUCAAAUCGAUUGUUUCAAACUCUUACGAGCUAAAAAGGCAGAUCCAAAUCGACAAGACACUAAUGGAAAUACCGUGCUUCAUAUGACUGUUAUUCAUGAAAAUAUAGUAAGAAAAAAAAAAUUUCAAAAAAUAAAAUUUUAAAAAUAAUUUUAAAAUUAAAAAAUUUUUAAACUUUUUUUGAUAUAUUUAAAUUUAAAAAUUUUGAAAUUUUUUUUAAUUUCAAACUCAAAAACUAAAAUUUCAGGACAUGUUCCUCUUGGCCUAUGAAUCAGGAGCCAAGCUUCAAGUCUUGAACAAACAAAACCUCACCCCCUUAACAUUGUCAGCUUUUCUAGCCAAGAAGAUCAUGUUCGAGCAUCUACUCAAGAUAGAGAGUCAAGUUUUGUGGGAAAGAGGUGGCACUUUCUCAAUAUCUUAUCCUCUGGCCAAGAUUGACUCUAUCGAUCCAGAUACAGGUGAUCUGAAUGACAAUUCAGUAUUGUCAUUGGUUGUGUAUGGAGACUCGGAGAAGCAUUUGGACCUGAUUGAUGGUCUACUUGAGGACAUUUUGAAGGCUAAAUGGAAGUCUUUUGGGUUGAAACGGUGGGUUUGUGGUUAUUUUUGUAAAGAUGGACUCUUGAUUGAAAAAGAAGUGUCAUUCCGAUUAAAAAAGAAAUGUCCUUUUGAUAAACAUAUGUUUUACUUUCAGUUGGAUCCGCUCCUUACUUAUCUUUGCGAUUCAUUGGACGUGUUGUAUCGCUGCCUUCUUGACCAGACCAAUCGAAAUGACUACUGUGGUGAUAUCUGGGUUUUCUUUGACGCCAGAAAUGGUACCUUCAAAUGACACUCAGUACAGUCCAGACUACAUUAAAAACAUCCAAUGUCAUCUUUUACAUUAUGGAGCUCAAGGCGAUUUGGGCUAUGUAAGUUGGUUUUAAGGUGUUGUAUCUUAUUGGUACCUUUUUGAACUGCUUUAAAAUUUUCGAUUGAGUAUCUGGGGUUUAUUGGGAAGAUUGUGUAAAAAUUUGACGAAGGAAAUAGUGCAGUGUCUAAAGUUAUGACCAAAUAUUUGAACAGAGGCCGCAUAGAAGAUAUACAGGAUAAUAGAAAGACAUAUAACUAUGUGAAAUAAAAUGAAGGUGCAGUUUUCUACAACGUAUUUUACAAGAAUCCUAAAUUUAUUUUGCUUUAGGCUAGACUGUUCUUUGAAUGUUUGUCAAUAGCUUUUGGGGUUGGUCAGAUUGUCAUUCAGUCUGACAUGAUUCGCCGUGAAGGGUUCACCAAGUGGUGGAAGAUUAUGGUAGGCUUUUAUACAUUUUCAUAAUUUUUGAUUAAUUUUUAUACGUUACUGAGUUGUAACUACUAUUGACAUAUGUUUUUAAGUUGUAAUUUUAAUUAAAAAUGGCAAAAACUUCUUAAAAAACUUAAUUUUAUCAUAGUUUUACAUAUUUUUUAAGCGCUUUUGAGUGUUUUUUGAAUUUUGAUAAAGGUCUUAGUUGUCAUUGUAAAAAAUUUCAUCAAAAAUUGUGGUUUAUUUCAAAAAUUUUCAGACAUUUUUUGUGAUAUAUCGUUACUAUAGGUUGUAUAAAAAGUAAUGAGCUACUGAUUUCUAAAUUAUAAUGGUUAUGAGACAUAGCUUAAUAUUUUUUUAUAUAAACUUUAAUUUUCAUUCUUCAGCGAGCCUUCCCAGCCAAGAUAAUGUACUUUAUAUCAGUCAUCCUCAAUGUCCUAUUAGUACCAUUGCGUUUCCUCUGCUUUGCAAAUGAAAUAUUCUUGACAGCAGACAAUGUUAUCAGUAUCAUAUGUAUUGUUCUCUGCACAGUGCACUUCUUGUACUAUUGUCGUGCUAUCAAGUUCAUUGGACCGUUUGUGUUGAUGAUAUACACCAUUAUAAUGAGAGAUCUGAUACGGUUUUUUAUUAUUUAUGCUGUGUUCCUUAUGGGCUUUUCACAAGCGUUUUACAUUGUGUUUUUGGCAGGGGAAAGGAUCUACAAUCAACAGUAUGAGGAGGCAUUGAAGGAGUGGAAUGCCAACAAUGUUUUUGCCAGUAAGUUGUGGUUGGUAAGGUAUUGUUAUAGUAUAAUAAUUAUAGUAGAUAAGAUGUUGUUAUAGAAUGGCAUAGUAAAACACUUAAAAAAGCAUUGUUUUGUCAGUUUAGAAAUUACUUAUUUGGUAUGUUAAAACAAGUAAAAGGCAGAAAAGUCAACUGUACUUUAAGUUAGGCAUACAUCUUUAUUUUUGCACUGUGCAAACUCCUGUGAGCCUAAUUUUUCGAAAUUUUUUAAAAGUUUUAUAAAAGCAAAACCAUACGUUAUUAAGAGCUUAAAAAUUUGUAUUUAUUCUAAAAUUUUUACAUUGUUAUCUUCACUCAUGGCAAAGUUAUCAUGAUUUAAUAAUAUCGAAAAUCCAAAAAAGUUCGAAUCCGCUUGGAUGACUAUGUCUUUUUCGCAAUUUUUUGAACUUUAAAGUGAGGCGGGCGAACUAAAACGGUCAAAAAUUAUGUAGAAGUGUCUUUUAUUUAAAAAUGAGUUUUAUUUUUUUCAUUGUCUAUGUAAUUUUUGACCAAAUAUGUAAAAGAAAUGCAUAUUUUUUUAGGAAAAACCAAAUUUUUAUUUGUUUUUGACAAUUUUAAGUAAUUCCAACGUUGUCAUAAAUUAUGACAUGACUCAAAAACUCUAGGAUAUGCAUAAUAUUUCCUUAAAAAUAUUUUAUAACUUCUUUCCAGACGGCUCCGAAGACGACGCUCCAGUAAAACACGAAAAUAUAAUGUCGAAUCCCAUCGAAUCUUUGUUAAGAUUGUUCAUAGCAACAAUCGGAGAGUUUACUACAUUUUACCGUGAACUAAAUGCAAUUCCGGAGAGAGCUUUGGCUGUGCUUGGAAAGAUAUUAUUCAUGAUAUUCGAAAUGGUGGUCAGUCUGAUGCAGUUCAACUUGUUGAUCGCUAUGAUGAGCAGAACUUAUGAACUGAUCUUUCGGACUCAAAAGGAGUAUAAGCGACAGGUAAGGGGGGAGCAGAUGAGGGUAAGGUACGGUAGAGUAGGAUAAGGUACGGUAGAGUAAGGUAGGGUAGGGUAGGGCAGAGUAGGGCAGGGUACGGUAGAGUAGGGUAAGGUACGAUAGAGUAGGGUAAGGUACGGUAGAGUAGGGUAGGAUAGGGUAGGGUAGGACAGAGUAGGGUAAGGUAGGGUAGAGUAGGGUAGUGUACGGUAGAGUAGGGUAAGGUAGGGUAGAGUAGGGUAGGAUAGGGUAGGGUAGGAAUGUAUGCUAAACCUAAUUUCAGUGGGCCCAAGUAAUCCUCCUAUUAGAAAUGUCAUUGCCAGCUAAAGAACGUCAAGACCAUCUCCUUCGCUAUUCACGGCCGAUCGGAACGGACAAACGAAAGCGUGCCUUCGUAGUGAUAAGAAAAGCCCAGGUUUUAACCGAAAGUGAAAGAAUUUUGAAAAUGAAAGAAGAAGAAACAAAAAGAUUGGAGAAACAACAGGUUCUGAAGAGACGACUGAGAGGACUAAUGGAACAAACUGGUACCACACCCAUGCCUAUGGAGACGGGCAUACCUACUGGUGGGACGAGAAGAAGGUCGAGGAGGAAGACUGAGAUUGAUGGAGGGAGUAGAUUGAUGUAA